Messenger RNA from Passer montanus (Eurasian tree sparrow), 13405 nucleotides. RefSeq names its product kinesin family member 21B (gene KIF21B). Gene Ontology annotation, molecular function: ATP binding; microtubule binding; microtubule motor activity. Gene Ontology annotation, biological process: microtubule-based movement; mitotic spindle organization. The coding region runs from base 157 to 4881 and encodes 1574 amino acids. The transcript has 34 exons. NCBI's taxonomy places the organism in Eukaryota, Metazoa, Chordata, Aves, Passeriformes, Passeridae. The record is from RefSeq and is a predicted model, not a curated record.
CGUCCGCAGCUGCCCAAAGAGAAGAUAGAGGGAUGUCACAUCUGCACCUCGGUGACACCUGGCGAGCCCCAGGUGCUGCUGGGCAAGGACAAGGCCUUCACCUAUGACUUUGUCUUUGACCUGGACACGUGGCAGGAGAGGAUCUACACGACGUGCAUGGGGAAGCUCAUCGAGGGCUGCUUCGAGGGCUACAAUGCCACUGUGCUGGCCUACGGGCAGACUGGAGCAGGGAAGACCUACACCAUGGGCACUGGCUUUGACAUGAGCAUCUCGGAGGAGGAGCAGGGCAUCAUCCCUCGGGCCAUCAGCCACCUCUUCAGCGGCAUCGAGGAGCGCAGGCGGGCAGCCCAGAGCCAGGGCCUGGCAGCACCCGAGUUCAAAGUCAGCGCCCAGUUCCUGGAGCUCUACAAUGAGGAGAUCCUGGACCUGUUCGACAGCACCCGCGACCCCGACGCGCGCCACCGCAAAUCCAACAUCAAAAUCCACGAGGAUGCCAGUGGGAGCAUCUACACCACGGGGGUCACAUCACGCCUCAUCAGCUCACAGGAUGAGCUGAUCCAGUGCCUAAAGCAAGGAGCUCUUUCCCGCACCACGGCCAGCACUCAGAUGAACGUGCAGAGCUCCAGAUCCCAUGCCAUCUUCACUAUUUACCUGUGCCAGACCAGAGUGUGUGCCCGCCCAGAGCUGGUGAAUGAGGAGGUGAGCAGCCUUCUGGAUGGAUCCCAGCCUGCUGCUGAGUACGAGACCUUGACAGCCAAGUUUCACUUUGUGGACCUGGCUGGCUCGGAGAGGCUGAAGCGGACAGGUGCCACUGGCGAGAGAGCGAAGGAGGGCAUCUCCAUCAACUGUGGGCUGCUGGCCUUGGGGAAUGUCAUCAGUGCCCUUGGAGACCAGAGCAAGAAGGUCGUGCACGUGCCCUACCGUGACUCCAAGCUGACUCGCCUGCUGCAGGAUUCCCUCGGGGGCAACAGCCAAACCAUCAUGAUUGCCUGUGUGAGCCCCUCUGACCGGGAUUUCAUGGAGACCCUGAACACGCUCAAGUACGCUAACCGGGCUCGCAACAUCAAGAACAAGGUGGUGGUGAACCAGGACAAGACGAGCCAGCAGAUCAGCGCGCUGCGCGCCGAGAUCGCCCGGCUGCAGAUGGAGCUCAUGGAGUACAAGGCAGGUAAGCGGGUGAUCGGGGAGGAUGGCGCAGAGGGCUACAGCGACCUGUUCCGGGAGAACGCCAUGCUGCAGAAGGAGAACAGCGCCCUGCGCAUGCGCGUCAAGGCCAUGCAGGAGGCCAUCGACGCCAUCAACAGCAGGGUCACCUACCUCAUGAGCCAGGAGGCCAACCUGAUGCUGGCCAAAGCAGGUGACGGGAACGAAGCCAUCGGCACCCUCAUCCAGAACUACAUCCGGGAGAUCGAGGAGCUGAGGACGAAGCUCCUGGAGAGCGAGUCCAUGAACGAGUCCCUGCGCCGCAGCCUCUCGCGGGUGUCUGCCCGGCCCGCGUUCCCCGUGGGCUCCUCGCCGGGCGCGGGGCUAGCCGGGCUCUGCAGCCCCGCCGCCCCCCUGGACACCGAGGCCUCCGACGUGCUGCGAAGGGCCAAGCAGGACCUGGAGCGCCUGAAGAAGAAAGAGAGGCGGCAGCAGAGGAAGAGCCCAGAGAAGGAGGCAUUUAAGAAGAGGCAGAAACUGCAGCAGGACAACGGGGAGGAGACGGAUGAGAAUGAGGUGGAAGAGGAGGAGGAAGAACAGGAUGAGAGUGGCUGUGAGGAAGAGGAUGGGCGCGAGGAUGAAGAUGAGGACUCGGGCAGUGAAGAGAGCCUGGUGGACUCGGACUCGGAUGCAGAGGAGAAGGCUGUGAAUUUCCAGGCUGACCUGGCGGACCUGACCUGUGAGAUUGAGAUCAAGCAGAAGCUGAUUGAUGAGCUGGAGAACAGCCAGCGGCGUUUGCAGACCCUCAAGCACCAGUAUGAGGAGAAGCUGAUCCUACUGCAGAACAAGAUUCGGGACACACAGCUGGAGCGGGACCGGGUCCUGCAAAACCUCAGCACCAUGGAGUGCUACACAGAGGAGAAAGCCAACAAGAUCAAGGCAGACUACGAGAAGCGGCUGAAGGAGAUGAACCGGGACCUGCAGAAGCUGCAGGCAGCCCAGAAAGAGCACGCUCGCCUGCUCAAGAACCAGUCCCGCUACGAGCGCGAGCUGCGGAAGCUGCAGGCAGAAGUGGCCGAGAUGAAGAAGGCAAAGGUGGCGCUGAUGAAGCAGAUGCGGGAGGAGCAGCAGCGGCGGCGGCUGGCCGAGACCAAGAGGAACCGCGAGAUCGCGCAGCUCAAGAAGGAGCAGCGCCGGCAGGAGUUCCAGAUCAGGGCUCUGGAAUCUCAGAAGCGACAGCAGGAAAUAGUGCUGCGGAGGAAAACCCAGGAGGUGUCAGCGCUGCGCCGUCUGGCCAAGCCCAUGUCAGAGCGGGUGGCAGGCAGGAUGAGCCAGAAGCCGGCCAUGAUGGACUCGGGCGCGGAGGUCUCGGCCAGCACCACCUCCUCCGAGCCCGAGUCGGGCGCUCGCUCCGUCUCCAGCAUCGUGCGCCAGUGGAACAGGAAGAUCAACAACUUCCUGGGAGACCCCUCGUCCUCCAUUAAUGGGGCUCGGCCUGCCAGGAAGAAGUUCCCCAAGAAGGGGACGAGCCAGACCUUCAGCAAAGCUGCCCGCCUCAAGUGGCAGUCCCUGGAGCGGCGCAUCUUCGACAUUGUCAUGCAGAGAAUGACCAUCGUCAACCUGGAGGCAGACAUGGAGAGGCUCAUCAAGAAACGUGAGGAGCUGUCGCUGCUGCAGGAGGCGUUGCUGGGCAAGCGGGCAAAGCUGCAGGCAGAGAGCCCCAAGGAGCAGAAGGGGCUGCAAGAGCUGAACGAGGAGAUUGAGGUGCUGGGGGCCAACAUUGACUAUAUCAACGACAGCAUUUCAGACUGCCAGGCCACCAUCAUGCAGAUUGAGGAGACCAAGGAGGAGCUGGACUCCACGGACACCUCGGUGGUGAUCAGCUCCUGCUCCCUGGCCGAAGCCCGGCUGCUGCUGGACAACUUCCUGAAAGCCUCCAUCGACAAGGGGCUGCAGGUGGCCCAGAAGGAGGCGCAGAUCCGGCUGCUGGAGGGGCGGCUGCGGCAGUCGGACGUGGCCAGCUCCUCGCAGAACCACGCCCUGCUGGACGCCCUGAGGGAGAAGGCUGAGUCCCACCCCGAGCUGCAGGCACUGAUCCACAACGUCCAGCAAGAGAAUGGCUACACCAGCACAGAUGAGGAAGUUUCAGAGUUCAGCCUGGCCUCAGAUGGGAGCAUCUCCCAGUCUUUCACCAUGAAGGGCUCAGCAAGCCAGGAUGACUUCAAGUUCAAGGGAGAGCCCAAGCUUUCGGGGCAGAUGAAGGCAGUGUCAGCCGAGUGUCUGGGACCCACGCUGGACGUCUCCACCAAGAACAUCACCAAAUCCUUGGCAUCCCUCAUGGAGAUCAAAGAGGACGGGAUCGGCUUCUCCAUCCGGGACCCCUACUACAAGGAGAAGGUGUCGCGCACCAUCAGCCUGCCCACGCGAGGCAGCACCUUUCCCAGGCAGUCCCGGGGCUCGGACACUUCGCCUCUGACACGGCGGAAAUCCUACGACCGCGGGCAACCUGCCAGGCCUACAGACAUUGGCUUCACACCACCCUCAUCCCCACCCACCCGUCCGCGCAACGACCGCAACGUCUUCUCCCGUCUCACGAGCACCCAGAGCCAGGGAUCUGCCUUGGACAAGUCUGAUGACAGCGAUUCCUCUGUCUCGGAGGUGCUGAGGGGCAUCAUUAACCCCGUGGGUGGCACCAAGAAUGCCCGGACAGCCCCGCUGCAGUGUGUCUCGGUGGCAGAGGGACACACCAAGCCUGUGCUCUGCCUGGAUGCCACCGAUGAGCUGCUCUUCACCGGGUCCAAAGACCGCAGCUGCAAAAUGUGGAACCUGGUGACAGGCCAGGAAAUCGCCUCUCUCAAGGGCCACCCGAACAACGUGGUUUCCAUCAAGUACUGCAGCCACACGGGGCUGGUGUUCACCGUGUCCACGUCCUACAUCAAGGUGUGGGACAUCCGCGACUCCGCCCGCUGCAUCCGCACCCUCACGUCGUCCGGCCAGGUGAUCUCUGGGGACGCGUGUGCCGGGACCAGCAGCCGCACGGUGAGCAGCGUGCAGGGGGAGCACCAGAUCAACCAGAUCGCGCUGAACCCCUCGGGCACCGCGCUCUACGCGGCCGCCGGCAACGCCGUGCGCGUCUGGGAGCUGAGCAGGCUGCAGCCCGUGGGGAAGCUCAGUGGCCACAUCGGGCCCGUGAUGUGCCUGACCGUGAACCAGACGGCGAGCAACCACGACCUGGUGGUCACAGGCUCCAAGGAUCACUACGUCAAGGUGUUUGAGAUCACGGAGGGCAUGGUGGGCAAUAUUGGCCCCACUCACAACUUCGAGCCCCCUCACUACGAUGGCAUCGAGUGCCUGGCCAUCCAGGGAGAUGUCCUCUUCAGUGGCUCCAGGGACAACGGCAUAAAGAAGUGGGAUCUGGAGCAGCAGGAACUUAUCCAGCAAAUCCCCAAUGCCCACAAGGACUGGGUCUGUGCCCUGGCCUUCAUCCCCGGCCGCCCCAUGGUGCUGAGCGCCUGCCGAGGAGGCGUCAUCAAAGUCUGGAACGUGGACACCUUCACCCCAGUCGGGGAGAUCAAGGGGCACGAGAGCCCCAUCAACGCCAUCUGCACCAACUCCAAGCACAUCUUCACUGCCUCCAGCGACUGCCGGGUAAAGUUAUGGAAUUACGUGCCUGGGCUCACCCCUUGCCUUCCACGACGCGUCCUUGCCAUAAAGGGCCGUGCUACUAGUCUGCCUUGACCCUCCUGCUCUUUGACUCUCUUGCUCAUAUGCUCCUCUUCCGUCUCUCCUUCCCUCUUCUCUCCAUCUCUCCCUCCCUCUGUCCCUCUCACUGUUGCUUUGCUCCUCUCUCUCUCCCCCCACCCCUUUUUCUCUGGUCUGAGCUGCUUCUUCACGGUAUGAAACUAUUCUGCGUUUUUCCCCACUUGAUAAGCCUUUGUUAGAAUGGACUCAGCCCCUUGGCCCAGUCAUCCCCCUGCCUUGGUUCCACUUCUUUUUGGUUUUUUUUCCUCGCCAAGUGCCCACAUCUACUUUGGCAGCUCAGUGGGAAGCCAUGGCCUGCCCGUGCCUUUGCAUGGAUAGUGGGUUGGGAGUCAGCAGCCACCCCCAGAUCAGCCCGUGCCCCAGGAGCAAAGCAGCUCCCUGGAUAUCACUGCUGGGACCUAGAUGGAGCUCAUUCAAGGGUAGGAGUCCUGGUGUGGGGUCAGCCCUGGAGGUCACCCCUUUCCCUUUGUCCCCAACUGCUGCCAGUGGGCUGAGCUGGAGGCUGAGCCCCAAUGGGUUUGCCUUCUCCCCAAAGUGCAUCAGACAAUCUCCUGCCAAGGGAAAAGGGCCUGGAAGCUUGGGGGGCUGCAUGCUGCCGUGGUGGGUGGGGAGUGAGCACCCUCUGGGGCAGUGCUGUGGGGCUCCUGCCCCAACCCCUGGGUCAUGCUGUCCCUCUCACCUUUGUUCCUCAGCGACUUGACAGUGAAGCUCUGGAGUGGGAGGAGGUUGCCUGCGGGGUCAAACUAGGAACUGCAGAAAGACUGGAAGGCGUGGGGCAGGGUGAAGGUCAGGGUACCUCCCCCUGCUCUCAGCACUCAGUCAUCCACAGCAGCUCAGCCCAGGACAGGGAUUUCUUUGUGCCUGACCCAACGGGGUGGACAAUGCUGCGUCUGGUACUUCGAGCACUGUCAGCUCCUGUGAGGAAGCAGCUCUGGGGGGCACCAGCAGCUCCACCUGCCCUCCUGCUGAGGUUUCUCGACGGUUCUCCAGUGAACAGGAAAUGUUUCAUCUCUCCUCUCACCCAUCCUGCUGUAAGGACUUUGGGGGUCAGAGAUCCCUGACUCCUCAGAGACACCCAAUUCCCUCCUGCCACUGUGGGCCCCCGUGGCCUCUGUGCUGUGCUGCUCCCGGGCUGGUUCCUGCAGGAGUCUUCUCCACCCCACCAGGACAUUUGGUGUCUGCUGGCCAGGACCACCACACAGAGGGUGCUUCUCUGGAGCCAUUACUUGUGAGACACCUCUGCUGUGGGGACUGCAGAAGGAUUCCCUUUCCUCUGUGGAUGUGGUACUCCCAGCCUUCCCAUCCCUCUGUGGAUGUGUCCCCAGUGAUUGGAGGGGCACACUCUGAGCUCCUUUGCCAUGUUCCAUCUCGUGAGGCACAGCAAGCCUGGGAUGAUCUCCACUGGGCAACUUCCAGACAGACCUGCUGCAGUUCCCUUUGACACUCUCCAAACCCCAGUUGUAAACUCAGCUGUUCCAUGGCUCUGGACUCUUCCCCACAUGCCCAGCCCUCUCAGCCCUGCUCUGGACAUCGUGACUCCCAUCAGGGUUUUGUGCUGGGUGCCUGCAGCCACUUAACCCCCUUGGGAUGGAGAAACGAAGCAAGAAUGGAGCUUGCAGGGCAAAAAGGCCAAGGCUGGAUUUGUCAUCCCACUGCUGUGGCUCUGUCUGUCCUUCCUUUAGGUUCUGCCCUCAGAGCUCUGCCUGGACUGGAGCUUGCUUAGGCUGGGCCUGCUGGGCUGCAUGGACCCAAGGCUGGAGGGGAGCAGCAGGGCAGGGAGCAGCCAGAGGCCACAGUGGCAGGAGCACAGGGGGAGGGGUUGCACACCCUGACCUCGCACAAGUCCCCUGACUCCCCUGUGCUCCAAGGACAAUCCUGCCGUGGAUGAUCUUGCACAAUCUCAUCUCCUUGAGGGGCUGGGGGCUCCACUCAGGAGUGACUCCCCAAGGAUGCACAUUCUGCAGGCUCUUUCCUCUGUCUCUCCUCUUCAAGGAGGGCUGGUAAGGGCCUGGUCUCACACUGGAGCUUCCCUCCAUCUCUCCUAUGGCCCAGUGGACCAUCCCUGCUCUGUCCUGCCCUGGGCCACCCAGGGUUUUUGUGGAAUGGCCAAGGAGACCCCAGGAUGGGUGUUCUGCCUCACACACUCUCCUUUCCCCUUUGUCACAGAAGAAGCAGCACUUGAACUCAAAUUUAAGGAUUUCUCCGUGUGAUCCCACCAGCACUGAACUGGGAUCUUGGAGGCCAGGGGCUCCAGGACCUGCCCCAUCAAGCACAGACCAUUGCCCCUCUGCUCUCUCCAACCAUGGUGAUACCUUGACCAGCCCCAGGUCAUCAGCCACCAGCCCUUGUUCCAAGCAUUCUGGCUGGAGUGAGGGGAUUCCUCUGCAUCAUGACAGACAACAGUAUCUGUUUUGAUUUGGUGGGGGGAGGGGGGGUUUGCCUAUUUUGGGGAAAUUCCAUCCUGCUGGCUUGCCUUGUUGGAGGGUAAAUGGUACAUGUAUGUGUGUGAAUGUGUGUGAGUGUGACCCUGCCCAGGACAGUCCCUGCUCCCUGUGCCUGUGGCUGAGCCCUGCACAGCCAGCACUGGUGGAGAGGCUCCCAUCCAUCCUGUGGCACACAGCCAUGGGGGUCUGCAGGAGGUGUUUCCCCCCCAGGCCUGUCCUGGAGAGGGUUUCUGCACUCCUUCCUCAGCUGGUUUAUCCUUUGCUUGGCUGGAGGGGCUCUGUGUGUGGUGUCUCUGGUGAGUGUUUGGCUGUAGAAUCUGUCUGCUCUGAGAUCUCCAGUGCCUGCCCUGGAGCCUUCCCUGCUGCCAUGGCUGAAGGGGACACCUAGGGUCAGAGCUGCCUUGCUUUGCCACCAGUACCUUCCUGUGUGCAGGCUGGGAGUGCCUGUUCAGCAUUGCAGGGCUGAGUGGCCAUCCUGAGCCGUGGAGGGAGGGAGCUGCUGCUGGGGCAUUGCUGUUCUGAGGCGGGGGUUUGAAGGGAGGAGAGUCCUGAUUUAGGAACAGCAUUCUCCAAUCAAGUGCUCCCACUAAAACCGUGCACCACUCACCCCAUCCCCAGCAGGGUGGAGAGGGGAACUGCAGGCAUAAAAGAUGAAGAUCACAGGUUGAGAUAAGAGCAAUUUAAGAGCUGGAAAGAGCAGUGAGAUAAAAAGCAAACAGUAAAACAGCAACAAUAUUAAUAACAGAAGCAUACAACAGAGAGAAUGAUUCACAUGCAGAGUGCACACCCUGACCUGCCUGCAGCCAUGUUCUACUGACCUGAGUAGACCUCUCCUCUGAGGAGAAGAAAUGGAUCUUGCUCCUGUGUAUCUCCAUGGCAUCAGCACAUUGUGAGUAAAGCCUUACACUCUUGUGGGUCUGCUGUGCCAGCCUGGGAUCCACACAGCCCAGCAGAGCCCAGUGCUGCUCUCCACACCUGGCUGCAGGCAGGGCCCCUCUGGUUCUUGUCAGGGUUCUCACUGCUCACUGCCUGCAGAUGUGAAGGUGCAUUCAGGAGGAUCAGAAGUGAUAUGAGCCCUUUUAUUCUGAGUACAUGCCCACUGGAAGCUGGGCUGGCAUUUAUCCCUGAAGAAUUUCCUGCUGCUGUUGUUUUUCCUCUCAACUCACACAGCCAUGCUUCUGGGGCAGAGGUGGGUUUUCCUUCCCACUUCCUCUUGUCCUCUCUGUGCUCUUGCAGGUAAAACCAUAGGAUGCCUUGUGAUGUGUCCCCUCUCUCUCAGGAGAGGGCCAGUUGCUCCCAGCAGCAGAGGCUCUGGGCUGUACUGGUGUGACAGGGGACAUUUCCUCAGUCCAUGGGCUGGUCCAGUCUUAGACAGUCUUUUAACACAGCUGAGACACAGGUUGGUAGGAAGGAAAAACAAUGAUCUUCAUCAUCAGAGUUGGGGAGUCACCUUUAACACUGAUUGUUCUCCUUCCUUUCAGAUCCCUGAAUAACCUCCCUAGAAAUCUUUUUUGACUCCAAAGAUUAUGUGGACUGCACUAAGGAGACCUGGCAAAAAUAUGAUUUCCUUAACAUCCAAAGGGAAUUCAGAACUUCAAAAGCUCCUUUUAACAGACCUCAAGGGGGAAAACUGGGUGAAAGACUGGGGAAAAUCAUCCACAUCAGUGCCAGUGAGGCUGUGCUCUGUACACCUCCUGCCACAUGGAUGGUGUGCCCUGGACUCAUCUGCAUCUGCAGGGCACUGCUGCUGGUUUGAAUCCCUGGGGAUCUCUCUAACACAGCCAGUUCCCUCAGGGACUGGGCACUUUGUCCGUGCUGUUCCACCUGCUUGGCUGCAGUGCUCCAUCAUCCCUGAGGGAAUACCUUUCCCUCACGCUUGGCAGGAGGUGCCUGCAGAGGCUGAAAGUGUCUGUGCUCUGCCCAGUCCCCUUGCCAGUGCCCAGGUCCCAGGACAGGGAUCCCAGUUCCUUCCCUUCCAUCUGGUUCCACAGCAUGACUGCAGCAGUGGGGUCACCAGGGGCUCAACCCCCUGGCAGCUGAAACCUCUUCACAUCUCAGCUCACUGGGGGUAGGGAUGGGUGGUUAUCUCCAGCCCUGCCUCUUCCUCCUGGUGUGAGGGCCCUGCUUGCUCUUCAUCCCUCUGUACAAACUGAUUUGCUCUGGGAUUUCUGUGUGGGGGUGACUGCUGCCAGCACGGGUUGUUCCUGUGGUUCAGGGACAGCUUCAGUGUCCCUGUGGUUCAGCUGCAGCUUGAGUGACCACGGUGCCUGCUGCUCUGCCUUCCUCCUCCUGCCCUGAGGGUGCUGCCUGGUGAGCAGCAGUGUCUGAUGAAUGCUCACCAGGGCCCAGCACACUGCAGUGGGGCUCCUGGCUGGAACUGCCACAGCAUUCUCCUUGCAAGUGCUCUGUUACUUUUACAGCAUCUUGUACUUGUUCCUGCAACUUCCCAAUCAUUGCAGGAGAGAAUUUCUUCCAAAAGUGGCCCAUUUUCUCCCAGGCUCAUUCCAGUCAUGACUACUCUCCAUCAGGAUAGAAUAACCUCCUUAGAAAUCUUUCUUUACUCCAAAGAGUAUGUGGAUUGCACUAAGGAGACCUGACAAAAAUAUGAUUUCCUUAACAGCCAAAGGGAAUUCAGAGCUUCAAAAGCUGUUUUAACAGGCCUCAAGGGGGAAAGUGGGUGAAAAUCUGGGGAAAAUCAUCCUCCCCUGUUUCUCCAUGGGUUGGUCAUUAUUGUUAUUAAUGGACUCCCAAAGGAAGUGCCCCAGGUAAGGGUAGAAGAACAACACUCAAGACAUAUCCCUCACUGCCCUUGAUGUUAUCAUGUCAUAAACUAAUCCUGAUCCCCCUCCCUGCUCUGAGACAGAGACUGUGAUGGGAGCAGACAGAAUUAUGUACAGGGUUAGGUACCCACAUGGGCAGAGCAGGCAACACUGUCACCAGUGCCUCAGUACCUAAUGUUUAGGUGAUCAAAAAUGUUUAGAUCAAAUUUGCUUCAGCCCACUCUGGGCAGAUCUGUUGUUAUCUCAACUGUUCAAGCCCUUCCUUGGAUGCUAAGAAAAAAAAAAGCUGUUGUGGUUUAGGACUGGUAUUCCCCAAAUCAGUGUUCCCACUACAACUGUGUGCUGCCACAAUCCCCACCUCCUUCCUUCCCUGUGGUAGGAUGGAGAGAAGAACUGGAGGCACAAAAGGUAAAAAAAUCACAGGUAGUUGACAGGAACAAUUGACUGGAAACAGCAAUGAGAUAAGAAAAAUUAACAGCAACAAUAUUAAUAGCAAACAUGCAACAAUAUGAAUAACAAAAGUGUACAAAAGAGAGCAAAUCACAUGCAAAUGCUCACCACGGUGUUACCCUGAGUGGAAGAGAUCCCUUCUCCCUGGAAGAGAGUCCCUGCCCCAGCAAUGAUGUGAGAUGUCUAAAAGAACCUCUGGGCUCUGGCCAUGUCCCCUCCUGGCUCCUGCAAAAAUUAACUCUGUCCUGGCUGGAACCAGGCCAGGGCUGACUGUGAUCCCACAGCUCUGUGUGUGUGUGUGUGUGUGUGUGUGUAGGUCCUGGUACCUGUGUGGGUUGAUGUUUCUCAUGCAGAAGAGCAUUUUUUGGGUGUUGAUCUGGUUUAGCUACCUCACGGUGCAAGCUGGGUGCUGUCAUCAUUGGAUUUCCUACUGGGGAUGGGGUGGGGAGUUUGUGGUGUAAGGCUUUUUAUUUUUUUCUCUUAAUUAUUGUUAUUGUUAUGGUUUUGACACUUGAAUUCAUUCUGGGGACACGUGGCCUCGCUCCCACCUUGCUGCAUGUCUGAGCCAGCCCGUGUUCCCCUCCCUGCCUCCUCCUGGCAGGGAGCAGGGCUGGGGUCCUGCCCUGCCAGCUCCCCUUUGCAGUGGGAUCCCCCAGAGCAGUUGCAACACCGAGAUUUUGCUCCCAUUUCUCGUGGGGUUCCUGGUCUGAGGAUCUGUGGUGUUGCCAGUGGUGAUUGGCUUGGUUGGCAGCCUGGAUGUCCCAUCUGGUCCCAUGGAAAGGGGGCUCUGGAAGGCUCAGCUCAGCCCAAAUUUCUCUCACAGAUCUCUGUGGAUGUGAUGAAGCUCUGGGCUGGGAGAUGUCUGCAGAGCACAUUGCUGGAGUGGGCUGCUUCCAGCCACCUCUGCCAGAGGCUGCUGCAGGGCAGCAGGGCCUGGGUGCUGUGAAAGCCUCUGCCCAAGCUGGGGAUGGUCUGUGAGGAGCUGAUGCUGCUGUGUGAUGUUUGACUUCUCACUCCCCAAAGUGUAGUUGUGUCAGGAUUCAGUGCCAGGCACUGAACACGAGCAGGGGGAGCCCUGGGGCCCCCAGCUCAGGCUGGCACUGCCCUGGCACAGUGGGGUCAGGAGCUCUGAGCCACACGGGCAGUUUGGCGUGCAGGUCCUCCCAAACACUAAAGCACAAGGUCCCACAUGCAGGUGGCUCCAGGAGGGGUGGCCCCUUGGACCCUGGCCCUCCAGAGCUCUGCUGGGACCAUGGGCUGAGACAGGAGGAGGAGGAGGACUGGGAUGAAGGCUCCUUGCCUGUGGGUGAGCUGUUCCAUCCCUGUAGCUCAGGGGCCUGGCUGCACACCUGAAGUCCCCUCUGGUGGUCUCAGAGCCCCUCUGAGAGCCCCUCCAGGGCAGGGACACUUUGGAGCUGCCUUUGUACCACGCACCUCAUUUUUCUCUGCCCUUGGGCACCUCGGUUGGUGACAAGGGUGUGAUCAUACCUGCACUCCUGCCUCAGGUUGCUGGGUUAUGCUUCUUUCCCAGGGCCUAACUCUUGCUCUGGGGGUCUCCUCACCCCCAGCAACAGCUCCAGUCUCUGUGGAGGGAGCAGGGCUGCCCCAGAGCUGGGCUUUGCACAGGCCAGAGUCAAGAGCCUAAAAGCACUGGACCCCCACAGCACUGUGAGCCCUCCUGAGCAGUGUCCCCUUCCUGUCACCUGCAGCUCUGGUGACACGGGCUGGGCUGGUCAGCUGCGAGGAAUGGGAGCUCUGGGGUCCCAUCCUGUCCCCCCCAGGCGUGUUGUUCCUCCCCACCAGCUCUGAGCACAGCUGCUUUGGGGUCUCAAUUGCUGCCUCCUGCCUUGGUGCUGCAGACUCAGUGCCUGCUUCCCACGGUGCUCUCCCAGUGCCCCAAACCAGUCCUGCCAGUGCCCCUCACCAGUCCUUCCUGUGCCCCUCACCAGUCCUUCCAGUGCCCCUCACCAGUCCUUCCUGUGACCAGUCCUUCCAGUGCCCCUCACCAGUCCUUCCUGUGCCCCACACCAGUCCUUCCAGUGCCCCUCACCAGUCCUUCCUGUGACCAGUCCUUCCAGUGCUCCUCACCAGUCCUUCCAGUGCCCCUCACCAGUCCUUCCUGUGCCCCUCACCAGUCCUUCCAGUGCUCCUCACCAGUCCUGCCCAUGCUCCUCACCAGUCCUGCCCAUGCCCCACACUGAAGAGGGUCCCGGUACGAUCCCUGCCAAGCACAGAGCUCCAGUUUGCUCUCCACAGGCUCCCUGGAGCUUCACUCUGUCCUGCAGGCUGCACGUCCAUCUGAGCCCCCCUCACCCUUCUGGGAAGGGCCGAGGACCCCCAGCCCCUCCAGGUGCUGCAUGGUGCUCCAGCUGUGACUGGGACAGACCCAUCCCAGAAAAGCUCAGCCCUGCACCUUCCUCCUGCCCCAGGGCUCGUCCCCUCACCCAGCACAGCUCUGGUUCCUACAACUGCUCCUCGUGGCCUGGGAGCCCCGGGUGCAGCCCCACGCCAGGCUGGGGCAGCUGCAGCACUGUGUCCCUGCUCCACCUCUCCUUUCUGCACAAGGAGCACAACAGCAGAUGCCUUUUCACACCCGGGGCUUUUCCCAGAGGCCAGCUGCCCUGGAGGCUGGCGUUGUCUGUGUGGGGGUUGUGCAGCCCGGCCCUGGCUGGGUUUGUCAGAGCAUGAGGGGUGUGUGUGUGUGUUUUCUACCGUGGUGUGUUCCUGUAAAUAGUGUAAGUUAUUGUGCUCUCCUGCUGUACGUUUUUCAAUGGCUGUUUGUUUCUUGCCUUUUUGUCUUUGCAAAUAAAAUGUUCUUGACAUGAA